GCAGGUUAGCUAGAGAGCUACCACUGGAUUUGACAGCUAUAGGAAGGCGAACCGGAGGGCACCAUAGCGGGAGCAGCAUCCUUUUCAGCAACAAAAACAUUCUCGUCCUCGCAGAGUAAACAGUCACACAACUCAGGAUGGCUUUCUUGAUCAAGAGCAUGAUUGGGAACCCCCUGUCAGGGAUGGGUCUUGGUGGCGGAGGUGACAAAGAAGAGGAGGCCACCCCCUCAGAUCCAGCCAAAGCAGCAGGGAUGACACGGGAGGAGUAUGAAGAGUACCAAAAACAGUUGGUGGAGGAGAAGAUGGAGAGAGAUGCAGAUUUCUUACACAAGAAGGCAGAGAGGGCAACACUCAGGGUGUGCCUCAGAGAAAAAUACAGGCUGCCAAAGAGCGAGCAGGAUGAGAACAUGAUUGAGAUGGCCGGGGACGACGUGGACGUUCCCGAGGAGCUGCUCAAGAUGGUGGACGAGGACGCCACGGAGGAGGAGGGCAAGGACUCCAUCAUGGGCCAGUUCCAAAACUUGCAGAACAUGGACAUGGACCAGCUGAAGGAGAAGGCCUCGGCCACCGUCACCGAGCUGAAGAGCAAAGCAGAGGAGAAGUGCUCCGUCAUGUGAAAGGCCAGAGGGGUCGUCUGCGCUUGAGUAAUGCAGAGGAAGAGGAAGGAGACCACAACACUUUCUGGGAAUCUGCAGAGCGAGCAGUGUUAAUAAGUCUGUAGCAUUCUGUACACUGCAAGCUACUGCAAAGAAUCCACCUUUAUUAUAAACACUAAAAAGAGAAAUCAUAUUUCUGCCACACCGAGGUGUUUUAUUAUCACUGCCACCAGUCUGCAUAUACUGAAGGAUUUCCCUGUUAGCUUGUUACUGAAUGGGUCAUAAUUUACUUAUAAUUGCAAUAAACUAAAAAUACUUUCAACUAAAAACAGGGUGCCCAAUCCCUUUCCCACCUGAUCAUUUUCUUUAGAUUAACUAUGUAGAAAAGUGGUUUUUCCCAGCCAAGUAUUGCUUUUGACAGCCACAGGCCACAGUACAUUUCAAAGCCAUGAUUCCUUUUGAUAUAAUGUUCACUUUCUUCUCUGUUCGUUGUAAAAUGAGACAGUUAAGUCUCUAAAAGUGUGAUUUUCAGUCAAAUAUAUAACAAUACACCAAGACUUGCUUAUAAAAAAAAAAGCGUAUUUAAGUUAAAAAUUCAAUCCUGUCUGAGUGUUUCAACUUUCCUUUUGGUUUGCUGGUUAUUCUAGAUUUUUUUUUGUAUGUGUUGUUUGAAUUAAUUAUGAGAUUUAGAUUCUUUUUUCUCAUCAGUCUUGACAUGUUAAUUUACUCAGAAUUUGUCCAUGUACACAUCUUAAUCAUAACAAAACGGUUGAGCCUGGAACAUUUGCAGAGACAUUUGCAGAUUUGCACAAAUCAUAACUUUAAAAUACUGAAUGAUUUAUUCCAUACAUAUAAAAACAAUGUACAUAACUGCUGAUGAAAUAUAUGGAGGCACUUCAAACUGAGAAAACAAAUGUAUUGUUCAA
Messenger RNA from Chelmon rostratus (copperband butterflyfish), 1522 nucleotides. RefSeq names its product complexin 4a (gene cplx4a). Gene Ontology annotation, cellular component: terminal bouton; SNARE complex. Gene Ontology annotation, biological process: neurotransmitter transport; regulation of neurotransmitter secretion; synaptic vesicle exocytosis. Lineage: Eukaryota; Metazoa; Chordata; Actinopteri; Chaetodontiformes; Chaetodontidae. Gene Ontology annotation, molecular function: syntaxin binding. The record is from RefSeq and is a predicted model, not a curated record. The transcript is spliced from 3 exons. Bases 138 to 617 code for a protein of 159 amino acids.